AUGGAAAAGACGCGUGUUGUCAUUGCAGGCGGGGGACCGGUUGGCUUGUUUACGGCAUUUCUCCUCGUCCGCCAGAACAUCGAGUGCAUCGUCUUAGAGAGACGUCAUGACGUAUCGAAGCACCCUAAAGCCCACACCCUCAAUCCGAGGACACUCGAGAUAUUCCGCCAGGCGGGAUUGGAUGUAGGUCAUAUCCGACAACAUGCAGCCACGGCUAAAGAUGCCGGGUCAGUCCGUCUUGUCUAUGGCCUAGCCGACGCUGAGAUUGGCUGCUUCCCUUACGAACGCCAAGACGAUAAGGUUCGCAGUCUGACGCCCGAACCUUUGGUGAAUUGGCCGCAGCCAGAUCUCGAGAGCUUUCUCGAGAAGGCAAUAGCCGAGACGGGUCUCGCCGAAAUCAGGAGGGGUUGGCAGGUUGAAACAGUCGAUAUCAUGGAGACAGAGGAUGCCGGUUGUGUCGUCUCGUGUAGCCCUACCAGACAAGGCGACAAAGCAACCCAACACAGCAUUCAGGCUGAUUUUGUUAUUGGCGCGGACGGCGUCAACUCGACCGUGCGGAGCAAGAUGGCCGGCAUGGACUUCAAGCUCAUGGGACCCGGUCAUGCCUACCAGUCCACUGUCUGCAAAGGCAGUCUGCGUUCCGCGCUUCCACCGGGUCGCGAGGCCAUGCUCUACUUUUGCUUCCACCCCGAGCACCCCAGUGAGUUCAUCGCACAUCAUCUUGAUGCCUCCUUCGUCCACGUCACGCCUGUCAUGGACGCCGGGUCAGCUGGCGGACGAUGCAAGGUACCACCAGUCGAGGCCUGCCUACCAGGUCUGGAAUACUCGGAGGUUCUUCGUACCAUCUGGGAAACGGCCCCACGCGUAGCAUCCUCGUACAGCGACGCGAAGCACCGCGUGUUUCUCGUGGGUGAUGCCGCUCACAGCCUGCCACCCCAGGGUGGCCUAGGCCUCAACACAGGCAUCGCCGAUGCUCACAACCUGGUGUGGAAGCUGGCUGCCAUCAUCAAGGGAACAGGCACUCGGGACUUUCUGAAAAGCUUCACCCGUGAGCGAAAACCCGUCGCACUCGCAAAUCUCGAGUAUUCCGUCGCCAGCGAGGCGGCUUUCUACCCUGUCAGUACCACGCUAGUCGGCCUCGGCGUUCAGUUUCAGAAAUCAAGGGAACUAUCGUCUGAUCUUACCAUGGAUGCAUUCCUCCAACGGCCCGCCAUUUCCACGGUGGCAGCGGAAGCCGUCGCGGAGGCAAGCAAACACUUUAACUCGCUAGCCCUCCAGCUCGGAUUCGUUUACGACGACCCGUCCUGCACGCGGGUUAUUCUUGAUAACCCGACGAAAUACGUGCCACGAGCGUGUCCCGGGGCAAGGCUGCCACACGGAACCGUCAGCAAUGGGCGGUCAAUCUUGGACCUCGUGCCGUACGAUCGAUUCACCGUGCUACACUAUGCCAACCCCGUAUUCGCAUCCUGUGACUGGGCCAUCGAUGUGGCAAGUCUUGGUCUGCCAGAAGCUUGGUAUGACGUGGUACCGGAAAUCAAGGAGGGGAAAGGCAUCAUUGUAAGACCGGACCAUCAUGUAUUGCUGCAUGUGGAAAGCCCAGUCCAGGCGGACAAUGCGAUAAGGGAAUAUUUCGAUCGGGGGAAAGUGUGCGUAAAUUAG
Colletotrichum truncatum is the source of this 1659-nucleotide messenger RNA. RefSeq names its product FAD binding domain-containing protein. Lineage: Eukaryota; Fungi; Ascomycota; Sordariomycetes; Glomerellales; Glomerellaceae. The record is from RefSeq and is a predicted model, not a curated record. Gene Ontology annotation, molecular function: oxidoreductase activity; FAD binding.